This is a messenger RNA of Chaetomium strumarium, 1336 nucleotides long. RefSeq lists its product as uncharacterized. Bases 180 to 1085 code for a protein of 301 amino acids. The transcript is spliced from 4 exons. NCBI's taxonomy places the organism in Eukaryota, Fungi, Ascomycota, Sordariomycetes, Sordariales, Chaetomiaceae. The record is from RefSeq and is a predicted model, not a curated record.
AGAGUAGAAGCAGCCGCGCGGCCGUACACAGACUUCUGGAUCAUUACUUCGGCAAUAAAUUCCCAUCUCGCUGCUAUUACGACUUCUUGCAUCUCCACCUAACUUCCAAUAACGAAGAGGACAACUACCACAGCAAAACGCUAGAAUGGAUCGCUUCCAUUCAAGUAUGUGCUAUUGCUAUGGGCAGCGUACCGUGGUCACGGAUCCGUUCCGCUGACUUGCUGCUAGUGAACCCCUUCGCCAGGAGGGACUCGCAUAGCCCGAACUCGGUGACCACCUACAAGGUCCUGACGCUGCUCACCUGGCUGCUCUCGGUCAUCGUCACCGUCUACUACGACAUUGAGCCUCCCCAGGACGGCAAGUACCAUGGCGGAACCAUCUGGCACCAGAACUACCACCACUACUCGGGCUUUACCCUCAACUCGGUCAUCACCUCCAUCUACUGGGCCGUCCUCUUCAUCCUCCAGCUAGGCUACAUCUCGCACCUCUUCUCAUCCAAAGUCGAGUCGGUCAAUGCGGCCUGCGCCGUAGGCAGCCACUUCAUCGUCAACAACCUGCUGCACUUCGCCUUCGUCAUGCUCUUCGUGCGCUCGCACUUCGUCUGGGCCGAGAUCAUGCUGCUGCUCAACUUCGCCAACCUGACCUCGCUCUACUUCCGCCACCACGCCUACCCGCGCUUCAUCCACCUGCCGGCCGUGUCGGGCCCGCUGGCCUGGACCUUCGUGGCCAUCUACUGGAACGGCGCGAUCAUGGUGCCGCACCACAACAGCCUGGUGGCGCGCGUCUUCGCGAAUGUCUUUGCGUGGUCCAUCCUGGGCUAUGGCAUGUUCUUCAUCAUCAUCUACAAGGACUAUACCAUGGGCUUCGCGCUCAGCGUGCUCUCGGCCGCCCUGGGGGUCGCGCAGUUCUUCCGCCAGGUCAUUGCCUUCCAGUGGAUCUUUGCCUUCACCAUCAUGGCCGUGCUGUUUGUGUUCACCGUCAUCGUGGCGGUGCCGGCGUGGGCUGGCCGGGAGCUGCCGUGGGGCGGCGCGGCCGAGAGGCGCCAGCCCGAUGCGGAGAGGGCUCCGCUGCUUGGGGAGAACUAGGUCCGCUUGUGACCUGGGCGAUACACGUGCAGGGGAUGGAGGAAGGAUACCUACACUAUGUGUGUGGCAUCUGCAAAAAAGUAACAGGGAACUGGUGGAAAGUGGCCCGGAGAAAGCAGGAGAUUGCGGCUCGGCUCGGGUUUGCUAGCGUUUUGUGAUGUCGGAACCGAAGGGAUGAGAUUGGUGUUGAUGGGAGGAACUCAUUCUACGGGUUCUCUUGGGAUUCAGGCCUGCGGUAAUCUCAGUUCACG